This is a messenger RNA of Halteromyces radiatus, 1540 nucleotides long. Its product is annotated as mitochondrial small ribosomal subunit Rsm22-domain-containing protein. Gene Ontology annotation, biological process: translation. The record is from RefSeq and is a predicted model, not a curated record. Bases 39 to 1454 code for a protein of 471 amino acids. Gene Ontology annotation, molecular function: methyltransferase activity; structural constituent of ribosome. Lineage: Eukaryota; Fungi; Mucoromycota; Mucoromycetes; Mucorales; Cunninghamellaceae. Gene Ontology annotation, cellular component: mitochondrial small ribosomal subunit. The transcript has 8 exons.
UUUUUUUUUUUAAAAAAAAAAUAUUAAUAAUACAAAUCAUGUUUUUACGUUCUUCAUGGAAAUAUUCUCCUAUUAUAAAACGUACUUUUUAUUCAACAACUCAAUGUCAACAACAUAUACCCGAAAAAGUCCUUUUUUUAGACGAAAAAGCUUUAGCUGCACUCGAAACUGAUCUUACUUCUAAUACAGAUCUAAAUAUUCAACUUCAAGAAUUACCACAAUCGACGCAAGAAUACACUCGAGGUUCUAUUGAAGCUGAUUUUGGUCGAAAACGUAUUGGAUGUGUCGAUCUACCUUUACCUUUGAUCCAAGCAAUCACCAAACUCAUCAAUCAACAACCUGAUAAACGACUAGUACGAACUGAUGCCUUACGAUUAUAUGAAGCUUUACGAUCCACUUCUAGAUUACCUUCAACAGAAGAUUCAUCUCGUCAUUCAUCAAGAUCAACAAAGAAACAAGACCCGUCUACUGUUCAACAACAACAACAGACAGAUCCUCAUAUACUUUCUUAUGGACCUCGUGAAUCUGCUGCUUAUGCUGCUGGUGUCUUACCUUCUACUUUUGCUGCUAUUACUAAUGUUUUGAUUGAACUCAAAAAUCGACUAUCCAACUAUUCUCCUACUUCUAUGCUUGAUUUUGGUACUGGACCUGGAACAGCAAUAUGGGCGGCUCGAAAUGUAUUUGAUGAUUUAGAUAAAAUCACUGGGGUGGAUUUAUCUGAAGAUAUGCUUCGUACAGCUGAAUUUAUUGAAGAUGCAAGUCAGACGAAGAAAAAUGUCGAAUUUAAACGAUACUUGGCUUAUGAUCCUCGCCAACCAAAAACGGAUUUAGUGGUGAGCGCAUUCACAUUGGGUGAUAUUUCUUCUUUGGCCUUACAAAAAUCGACAGUUCAACAAUUAUGGGAUCAAACAGCAGAUGUUUUGGUAUUGAUUGAACGUGGAACUCCUGUUGGUUUUUCAAAUAUUGCACGUGCUCGCCAGGUUAUCCUUGAUUAUGAAAAAGAAAAAGUUCAUGUAGUUGCACCUUGUCCACAUGAUAAACCUUGUCCAUUACUCUAUUCCCCUCAAGCUAAUCCUGACAAAUUCUGGUGUCAUUUCUCUCAACGUGUACAACGACCUUCCUUCUUGAUGAAAACAAAACAUUCAAAAUUCAAUACGGAAGAUUCCAAAUACUCUUAUGUCAUACUUCGAAAAGGAUCAAGACCAAUAAAUAAUUCAAUGGAAGGACAAGCCUAUCAUUGGCCUCGAUUGAUUCAACCACCUUUGAAAAAGAACAAACAUGUGGUGAUGGAUCAAUGUGCAUCCACAGGCACAAUUCAACGUAUGGUGAUUCCCAAAUCUCAAGGCAAAGUACCAUAUCGAGACGCAAGAAAAUCCGCUUGGGGUGAUGCAUUUCCUCAUGGGUCAAAGAACAAAAUCGUGACACGGAUCAGUGAAGGGAUUCUUGAUCAAUAGGAUAGAUGAUAUGUAUAUAUUUUUAUAUUGUCACAGUUGUUGUAAAUAAAAGAAUAGAAGAUUUGAUGAAAAUCAAAAAAAAAAAA